This is a messenger RNA of Cannabis sativa, 3171 nucleotides long. RefSeq lists its product as uncharacterized. The transcript is spliced from 9 exons. NCBI's taxonomy places the organism in Eukaryota, Viridiplantae, Streptophyta, Magnoliopsida, Rosales, Cannabaceae. The record is from RefSeq and is a predicted model, not a curated record. The coding region runs from base 735 to 2630 and encodes 631 amino acids.
ACGUGAGAUUAUUUGAUUGGUUAUAGGCAUAUGAUCCUAGUUUCUUUUUGACUACCAUAGGAUACCCAAAUCAGGCAUAUUCCGAAACAAGCUGGUGCAUAUCUGGAAACUCGUAAUAUUGAAAAGAAAAAAAGAGAGAAUCAAAGAAGAAGAGAAAUUCAGAAUCUCAUCUCCCAAAUACAGCUUUCUUUUUCUUUCUACACUGAUUUAUUGGAGUUUUAUUGCUUACUAAACAUUGUAAACACGACAGCAACGAGGUUGAACCGAAAAACAAGGAUACAAUUACAAGGUAACUUUGUUUUAGUAACUAUUACUCCUCAAAGCCCAAAAUAUUUUCUCAAGAAAGAGACCUUCAACCCAACUGAUUCCAAAUCUUCUUCUCUUGGUUUCCAUUGGUAAUUGCUUGCUCUCAAAGUUUUCUCUUGUCUUUCACCCUUUUCUUCUACAUAGAGAACCAACUUGUCACUAGAGCUCUUCUAUCCCAAACGUCAUCUUUUUGGAUAUAUUAUUUUCAAGUCAAGAUUUUCAACCGAAAAACCAGCUGAAAAGAGUUUCUUUUUUCGAAAUUUGGACGAUAUCAGAGUUGCAGAUAUCAAAUUUGACGACCCUUUGACCUGAAUAGCAGACCCAGAUAGAUUAUUUCUUUGAAAAAGACAUAUCUUUGAUGACCCAAUUCAAGGGUUAGCAAGGGGUGGAGUUUCCAAUUACAGAAAUUUAAAGCUUGGCGAAAUAAGAUGUCUUGCCCAUCAAACAGCAUCGUUUUCAAUGGUAGCCAGUGCAGCUGCCCGGUGGGGAACCUACUGAACCGGACGGCCAACCGCUGUGAACUCUUUUCAGCUACUUCCACCAUCACUACCGACCAUGGAGUUGACUACUACGCCAUGACCUUUCCGGAGACCAUCUUCGAGUUUGACUCCAUAAAGAAGUUCACGCAGUCUCAGGCGUUGUUCUUGGAAGCCACCCUCUUCUUGCUUCUGUCCUGGCUCGCGUUCUGCCUUUUUCUCAGGUUUAUGAAGCCGGGCAAUGAUGGAAAUAGCAUUUGGUUUAAGCUCAGAUGGUGGGUUAGCAGAUUGGAUAUUUCCUUUGCCACCAGGCAUUGGCUGGAUGAUCAGAAGGUGGUUAAAAAGAGGAAAACAGAACUUGGUGGCACUUUCUCAAUAGCUAGUUGGAUAGUCUUCAUUGGUUUAUUUGCCGCGUUGCUUUACCAAAUCAUAUCCAGGAGAACCAUUGAGGUGCAUAACGUUAAAGCAACAAAUGCACCUGACUUGGCCUUAUUUGUUAAUGACAUGGAAUUUAAUAUUACCACUAUAUCGAGUAUGAGUUGUUCAAACUUACGAGAUCUUGGUACUUUAGUGACUGGCAAUCCUGGCUCUAUUGACUAUAAAAGUGUUCCACUGUCAAACUUUGGAAACUACUCUUGUAAAAAUACUAGUGAAGGACCAACUAUUAUUCUCAAGUGUGAUGGUUGUCAACCCAUUCAUGACAAUCAAUACAUCUCUUGGCAGUUUGUUGAUCUUCCAAACAAUCCUGCAACUGCCGUUGGAUUUCAGUUCAACCUUACUACGAGGAGUCAUACCAACAAGAGACAUGUGAGUUUUGUUAGUGGAAUACUAAAGAAUGGGAGUACUUCUAAUAACGGACCUGUUACCUUUAGAGGAAAGGAUACAAAUAUACUGAAGUUCAGUUUAUUUCCCCGGAUUUAUCGUAAUUUAAAGGACCUUAGGCUCAUCCAACCUCUUUUUCACGAGUUUGUUCCCGGCUCUCAGUUUACCGACACACGUCAGCUCCAAACAUCUCUAGCUAACCCCAGUGAUGGAACACUCAACACCACUUUGUAUGUCAAUUUCCUCUCUUCCUACAUUGUGGAGAUCGAUGAUCAAAACACUAUGGGUCCUGUGAGCUUCCUUGCAGAUCUUGGUGGCUUGUAUUGCUUCAGUAUUGCCAUUUUUUUCUAUUUACUAGUUCAAUGUGAAUAUAGAAUAAAAAAGCUGCGCCAUGAAGAUCAAACAUUACGAACAAUUAGACAUCGGCGAAAAACACUGGAACGCUGGGAUAAAUUGAGGAAAUACGUGAUGUAUACAUGGGGCUGCAAGACUUUAGAUGAUGACCAUGACUACAAGAAUAAUGGAUCAUGUUGCAGUGGUGGUAUGCUGGAACCUAUUAGCCGAAAAGGAUCAUUACAUAAACAUAGGCAACAGAGCAGAAUGGAUUCUAUCAAUUUGAACAAAAAAGUCAAAUUACCUAGUAAAAGCAAGAUGAUUCCUGCUCAAGAUGAUUCCCACACUAUAACCAAGUCUUCUAUACCAAAAACUGCUUUGACUCACGGAGAGAAGUCAGACUCUCGGGGUGAACUUAAACACGAAGGCAAACAACAAUGCGGUGCUUCAUGCAAGGAAAGUUCAUCCCAGCUUGAUUCAUUCUCUUUAUCUAAUGAAACCAUUCCUCUACCACCUACACUAGAGUUGAAGGAUUGUUCAGAAAUGAAUAUGUCUGAUGUUCAAAAGAAUCUUAAAUGUUUGUUCGAUUACAAUGUCAUGCUAAGGGAGAAAUUUUUAUCUGUGCAAUCUAUGCUUCAUGAGUUAGCAAUGAAGUCCUCGCCUCCUGCAAAUGAUAUUCGUAACACCUCAUAGUUUUCCAAGCAACUAUAAGUACUGCAUUGUCGACAUUCCAAGUUUUGUAUGAAAUUGUUUUGGUCAUUUUCUUCUAGGAGAAUCAAAUGACCGCCAGAGUCAAGAUUGUGGUGUUCAAUUCAAGGCGCUUCAUCUUCGAUUGAAUGAUAACAGUCUGUUUCUGACAUGCUGAGGGGAAAGCAUUGUUGAUCUUUUGGGGAAUAGCCUGAUGUUUAAUCUACACCAUAUUUUUGGAGGAAAUACCCCUUGAUAUGAUUCAUGAUAUAUCACUUUCGAUUCUUGCUUGGCUCAAGCCAAAAUUUACCCAAUUUUUAGCUUCAUUGUUUCAUAGGAAUUUACUUACUGAUGUUGGAGAAAUACGAAAAAAAAAUGUUCUAAUUUGAAAUGUCAAUGCCAGUAUAUUGAUGGUAGGGUAGCCUAGUUUUUUUCCUAUGCGCUCAAGUAGUUUUAGACCAAAUUUUUGAAGUUUCUAUUCUUUUUUAGGAUCAGAACUUUUGGUUCUUCUUGCAGUGGCAUUCAUUACAAUAAAGUAUUCCUUAAA